Molecule: messenger RNA, 1848 nt
Organism: Sphaerulina musiva SO2202
Lineage: Eukaryota; Fungi; Ascomycota; Dothideomycetes; Mycosphaerellales; Mycosphaerellaceae
Product: T-complex protein 1 subunit zeta
Exons: 2
Coding region: 19-1647 (542 amino acids)
Biological process (GO): protein folding
Cellular component (GO): chaperonin-containing T-complex
Molecular function (GO): ATP hydrolysis activity; ATP-dependent protein folding chaperone; ATP binding
Source: RefSeq, a predicted model, not a curated record
ACCACCUACACCGCCGCCAUGUCGGCAGCUCAGCUACUGAAUCCCAAAGCAGAGUCGCGCCGUCGCGGAGAAGCGUUGCGCGUCAACAUUUCCGCUGGUGAAGGACUCCAAGAUGUGCUCGCUAGCAACCUGGGCCCUACUGGCACCCUCAAAAUGCUGGUCGAUGGCUCCGGGCAGAUCAAACUUACCAAGGACGGUAGCGUGCUGUUGAAGGAGAUGCAGAUUCAAAACCCCACCGCCGUCAUGAUUGCACGAGCUGCCACCGCGCAAGAUGAAAUCUGCGGAGACGGGACAACGAGCGUGGUCCUGAUGGUCGGCGAGCUGUUGAAGCAGGCGGAUCGAUACAUUGCCGAGGGAUUGCACCCCCGAGUCAUCACGGAUGGGUAUGAUGUGGCCAAGAACGAGACGCUGAGGUUCCUAGACGAAUUCAAGCUGCCCAAAGAGGUGGACCGAGAAUUGCUGCUGAAUGUUGCCCGGACGAGUUUGAGCACCAAGAUCAAUAAGACUCUAGCGGAACAGCUCACGCCGGACAUUGUCGAUGCCGUGCUGGCCAUCUACCAGGCACCUGCGAAGCCCGAUUUGCACAUGAUUGAAAUCAUGACUAUGCAGCACCGUACUGCUGCGGACACACAACUCAUCCGGGGACUGGCACUCGAUCACGGCGCGAGACAUCCUGACAUGCCUAAGGACGUCCGAAACGCAUACAUCUUGACGCUGAACGUCAGCUUGGAAUACGAAAAGAGCGAGAUCAACAGUGGAUUCUACUACAACAGCGCUGAGCAGAGAGAAAAGCUGGUCGAGAGUGAGCGAAGGUUCGUGGACGACAAGUUGAGAAAGAUUGUGGAUCUCAAGAAAGAGGUGUGCGGGACAGAUCCGAAGAAGGGCUUCGUGAUCAUCAACCAGAAGGGUAUUGACCCGCUCUCUUUGGAUGUGUUGGUCAAGAAUGGCAUCUUUGCGUUGCGAAGAGCGAAGAGAAGAAACAUGGAGAGACUGCAGUUGAUCUGUGGCGGUACGGCGCAGAACAGCGUGGACGACCUGACACCGGACGUACUGGGCUGGGCAGGCCACGUCUAUGAGCACCAGCUGGGCGAGGAGAAGUACACAUUCAUUGAGGAGGUCAAGGAGGCCAAGUCUGUCACAAUCCUGAUCAAGGGACCAAACGCACACACCAUCACGCAGAUCAAGGAUGCAGUAAGAGACGGCCUGCGAUCAGUGUACAACAUGAUCGUGGAUGGUAGUGUCGUGCCCGGAGGUGGUGCAUUUCAAGUUGCUGCCGCGCGGAGACUCACAUCAGAUGAGUUCGGCAAGCAAGUCAAGGGCAAGGCGAAGUGGGGCGUUGCGGCUUUCGCAGAUGCUCUUCUCGUCAUUCCCAAAACCCUGGCAGCAAACAGCGGGCACGACAUUCAGGAUUGCAUCGCUACACUUCAAGACGAACACGCAGACGGCCACGUCGCUGGCCUUGACCUGACACUUGGCGAGCCCAUGGACCCAGAACAACAAGGUGUCUUCGAUAGCUUCCGAGUACUACGAAACAGCAUUGCCAGCUCGACUGGCAUCGCGUCGAAUCUUCUGCUCUGCGACGAAAUGCUCAAGGCGCGGCAAAUGGGCAAGUCAGGGCCACCAGGAGGCGGUGGCGAAGAGGAAUGAGCGAAAGCAGCAUGAAGUUGACGAGAGAAGAGCCAGACGACGAAGAAGAGUCACGAUCUGCCAGAACAUUGUGUUCAAGCACUAGAAAGAAUUGUAGGCAACCUCUGUGUGAUGGCCUAGAACUGCCAGUGCCGCAGGAAGGCUCGCUCGUUCUAUAUGCUUGGCACAGAACGCGGCUCAUGUGCAGACACGAUCGUACUC